This is a messenger RNA of Colletotrichum spaethianum, 795 nucleotides long. RefSeq lists its product as uncharacterized. The record is from RefSeq and is a predicted model, not a curated record. Lineage: Eukaryota; Fungi; Ascomycota; Sordariomycetes; Glomerellales; Glomerellaceae. The transcript has a single exon. Bases 1 to 795 code for a protein of 264 amino acids.
AUGAACAACAGAGAAUCCACCGGCAGCUUGAUCGACCUCGACGAGCUCAUGGUUCCGCAAACCAACUACCAGAACAACCGCGUAUCAACCGGCAGCCUAAUCGAUCUCGACAUGGGCCUAGCCGACCCGAUGCCGGAGCUCACCCGUCCUUCCACGGCGAACUCGGACGCUGCUUCUGUAAGCGGCUCAGACAUGGGGAUGGCAAACCCCUUCGAUCUCGAGCGCCACGCUUCUCUGUACGUUCCCACAACAAACCGGGAGCCGUCUAUCUAUGUCCCGGCGUCAAAUCGCGAGCCAUCUAUAUAUGUGCCAGCAUCAAACCGGGAGCCCUCGAUAUACGUUUCGGAUGACUCCGACUUUGCUUCAAAGAUUCCUAGAGACGAGGAUCUGAGUCUUGUUGACCUUUCCAUGGCUGAACCCAGUGCUACUGUCCGACCUUUAAACGGCCAGGGCGGACUGAGGUUGAACACUCAUCGGUCGUUCAACAGCGUCAAUAGCGCCGAUUACUCAGACCCUGAAUACCUGACUCCACAGCAGGCGGCCCAACCGGCUUUGCCCCUGGGUGUUCCACGCUCAACGGGAAGUCGCGAUAGUGGCAUACUCCCGUUACCGCCGCCACCUGCGCCGCCGUCGGUGGAGGUCAUGCAAGGCUCUGCUAGCGCAGACGCCGUGAAAGAAGAGCUGAGGCGGAUGGCAAUGAGUCUUGGCGAGCAUCUCAGCCAUGCCAAUCAGUACCUCUCAACGUUGCCUGUGCGUAAGGGUGGAAGGCAAGAUCUCAUGGGAGAAACAAACUGA